Messenger RNA from Astyanax mexicanus (Mexican tetra), 3286 nucleotides. It is a transcript of the gene csnk1g2b, whose product is annotated as casein kinase 1, gamma 2b. The record is from RefSeq and is a predicted model, not a curated record. Gene Ontology annotation, biological process: peptidyl-serine phosphorylation; signal transduction; positive regulation of canonical Wnt signaling pathway. The transcript has 12 exons. Gene Ontology annotation, cellular component: nucleus; plasma membrane; cytoplasm. Gene Ontology annotation, molecular function: protein serine/threonine kinase activity; ATP binding. The coding region runs from base 828 to 2168 and encodes 446 amino acids. NCBI's taxonomy places the organism in Eukaryota, Metazoa, Chordata, Actinopteri, Characiformes, Acestrorhamphidae.
CUGUGGUGGGAGUGUCGCCCUACGCUUCCCGCACUGAACUCGGGAGGCUUAAAGAGACAACGGCAGAAAGCCCCGGUUAGCUGUUUUGGGAGGAUUUAGAUGAAUAAUAACUGUACAAACCUAUGAAUUGAUUUAACAGUAAGGGAAUAUGCGACGCGCUGGAGUAGAGCUACACAUGGAGAGAUAUCCUGGGGAGACAGCGCACCACUUUGCAGUUUGAACCUGCCUCGGUCGGACUGCGAUGCUCGGGCAUGAAGAAUGUUUGCUUGUUUGCGCCAUUUCCGAAAACUGACCUGGAGGAAACCAUGAGGAGUCUAAGGGGACGUUUUGCAGUGGCCUUCUGGAUCCAGUAGCAGGAACUGCGCCGAUAUAUUAAUAUAUAAAUAUAUAUAUAUAUGUGUGUGUGUGUUUGUGAUUGAGUGUGUGCAUGUGAGUGUAUGGGUGUGAGAGUGUGCUUGGUGUGAGUUUGAGUGUAUAUAUGUUGGUUGUGUAUGUAUGUGUGUGUUUAUGUGCGCACAUGCUUGCACAGGCUGCCUGCGUCAGGCAGUAACAGGCUGCUCUGAGGACCCUCAGAGUCAUCAGAGGAGGGAACCCCCCCCGAUUUGGAGGAUUACAUCAGUGUUUGUGAGCUGUUCUGGAUAGUGAAUCGGCAGUUUUUCUGCUGCCAUAUAAUCAGUAUUUGUAUAUAGAUAUUUAUAUACAAACCCCUCUCCAAUUCUCCUGCCCCACUGCCUCCGACCCCACUGUUUCCCUGGGGCUUGUUUUGACGCCUCUCUGCUUUGAAUGGCCGGUAAGUAACCGUGGAGAGGCCAGGGUAUCACAAGCUUAUGGAUUUUGAUAAGAGAGGUGGCAAGGGAGAGGCCGAGGAAGGGAAGAGGAUGUCCAAAACAGCCAGUAACAGGACUGGCCCCAGGGGCACUGGGACCAACUCUGGGGUCCUUAUGGUUGGCCCGAACUUCCGAGUAGGGAAGAAGAUCGGCUGCGGUAACUUUGGCGAGCUGCGGCUGGGGAAGAACCUCUACACCAAUGAAUACGUCGCCAUCAAACUGGAGCCGAUAAAGUCCAGAGCACCGCAGCUUCACCUGGAGUACAGAUUUUAUAAACAGUUGGGAAACUCAGAGGGGAUUCCUCAGGUCUUUUACUUUGGGCCAUGUGGGAAGUACAACGCCAUGGUUCUGGAGCUGCUGGGGCCCAGUCUGGAGGACCUGUUCGACCUCUGUGACCGAGCCUUCUCCCUCAAGACCGUCCUCAUGAUAGCCAUACAGCUGAUAACACGGAUGGAGUACGUUCACACCAGGAGCUUAAUAUACCGAGACGUCAAGCCGGAGAACUUCCUGGUGGGCCGACCGGGCAGCAAGAGACAGCACACCAUCCACAUUAUCGACUUCGGGCUUGCCAAAGAAUACAUUGACCCAGAGACCAAAAAACACAUCCCGUACCGGGAACACAAGAGCUUGACCGGCACAGCCCGCUACAUGAGCAUCAACACACACCUGGGCAAAGAGCAGAGCAGGCGAGAUGACCUGGAGGCGCUGGGACACAUGUUCAUGUACUUUCUGCGAGGCAGUCUGCCCUGGCAGGGCCUGAAGGCGGACACACUGAAGGAGCGCUAUCAGAAGAUCGGAGACACCAAGCGGGCCACGCCGAUCGAGGUGCUCUGCGAAAGUUUCCCAGAAGAGUUAGCGACGUACCUGCGCUACGUCCGGAGACUGGACUUUUUCGAGAAGCCUGAUUACGACUACCUGAGGAAACUCUUCACUGACCUCUUCGACAGAAACGGCUACGUCUUUGAUUACGAGUAUGACUGGGUCGGCAAGCCUCUUCCCACACCCAUCGGCCCCAUCCCCAGCGAUACACCUCAGCCCAGCAGCCGGGACAAAGCACAGCAACAGACCAAAGCCCAGUCGCCUGAGCCCAAACGGAGCGAGUCCCAGCCCACUCCCGUGACCAAUAAGGAGACGCUGGGGUCGCAUCUCACAACUGAUAGGCUGGGUGGCUCUGUACAGGUAAUGAGCUCGACCAACGGAGAGCUGAACACGGACGACCCGACCGCCGGACACUCCAAUGCUCCAAUCACAGCCGCCACCGAGGUGGAGGUGGCAGACGACACAAAGUGCUGCUGUUUCUUCAAGCGGAGAAAGAGGAAAGCUCUCCAGAGACACAAGUGAAGAGCACUGAGGAGAACUUGAAACAUUCUGAUCACUGUCGAGUUUUAAAUGGAAGCAAUUACACUGCUCACUCAUCCCUCUUUCUCUUCUCUUCUCUUCUCUAUUCUUCUCUUCUCUUCCGUAAGCCCCGCCCUGUCCUCCUGUCACUCAGAACCCUGCACCGAUGCUCCUCCUCAGCUGGAGUGAUAAAGGAAUGUUGUCAACCAUGCAACAGACUCUCUUCCUUUAAGAUAAGAAAUUAAAUAUAAUAAACGUGUAAAGAAAAAGAAUCUCUCACCUGGGGGGAACUGACGGAGAACUCUGUAAAAAAAAAAAAAAAAAAAAAAAAAACAAUAAUGAUAAACGAACACCGUGACGUGAAUUUGAAAACAAAAAAGCUGUUUGAAACAGUGGUUGUAUUCUAGAUUCCAUGCAGAACAUGUUGUUGUUUCUGGCGUUGAUCUGAUCUGAGGACAGUGGACAGUACGUUGAUGCAUUGGAUGAAUUGAAUGAGUUUUCCUUAGCUAUAGUUCUUAUUUGUUUCAAAUCGGAGGGCAAAGAGAACUGCGAACGCAAGAACGAUAAAAGAUCAUCUCAAGCAGACGUGAAAACGUGGAAGAUUUUUUUUUUUUUUUUUUUUUCAUUUUUUUUGUUAUCGGUAAUAAAAUCUGUGGUUGUUUUCAGAACUGAAUACCUGGAUUGAAAGCAGACCUUUUACAUUUUAUGUUGUAGUGACCUGGAAUUCUUCUUCUUUUUUUGGAUUCUUUUAUUUCUCUUUUUUUGUUUGUUUGUUUGUUCCGUUUUGUUGUUCUGUUGCCGUGGACUCUGUAGCACAGUGGCUGGUCUCAGGUACUGUGGACGAUGGAGAGACACAGAUACUAAGCUCUCUGCUUAUUAUUGCACUUUUGGGGGGGGGGGGGGGGGGCUUAAAACAAGAAGAUAUGCUAGAAAAUGGAUAAAAAAAUAAAGACUGCCCAAGGAUGAUUGAUUCCCAUGCAAACGUGAGAUCUGUACCAGGGCCGAGAUUCAAAGGCAAGAAGAAAAAAAAAAAGACGUCCUCCUCUUUUAUGUUUCACAACAGAAUUAUUUACCAGGAAAUCAUAGUUUGUGCCUUUCCAAGUAAAAUGUUUAAAGCUAAA